This is a messenger RNA of Penicillium odoratum, 1467 nucleotides long. It is a transcript of the gene tpcA, whose product is annotated as O-methyltransferase tpcA. NCBI's taxonomy places the organism in Eukaryota, Fungi, Ascomycota, Eurotiomycetes, Eurotiales, Aspergillaceae. Gene Ontology annotation, molecular function: O-methyltransferase activity. The record is from RefSeq and is a predicted model, not a curated record. The coding region runs from base 1 to 1467 and encodes 488 amino acids. The transcript has 4 exons.
AUGGAACGUAAACUCAAAUUCCUCACCGAUGCAGUUCAGCUCAUCCAAACUGCCGACAUAAUUUCGAAAACCGUUCAGACUGUCGUAUCUGAGUGGGCCAAGGAAGCAGAGGCUUCUAACAGCCUUUCUGAAUCCUCUGAUAGCUCGACAGUGACGCAAGCUCUUCCUAGCUAUGAGCUCUUCAACGCACAACGAACCAUUGCGGCUGCCCUGGGAAAAUUAGCAGAGCUCGUACCAGAGCCUAGUGUACGGAUCCUCGAGGUUGCGACCCAAUUUCAAGAAUCCCGUGCGCUGUAUAUUGCUGCCGAGCGGCGGAUUCCCGAUAUCCUGGCCCCUCAUGACCAGCAAGGACUGUCCGUCACAGAGAUCAGUGAAAAGGUUAAGAUUGAGCAUCGCAAGCUUUCUCGUAUCUUACGAUACCUAUGUUCGAUCGGAAUCUUCCGUCAAACCGGCGUGGAAAAGUUCGCGAACAAUACCAUCUCUGUGGCAUUGAUCUCGAACGAGCCACUGAGAGCUUACGUCCAACUGGUCAACAGUGAAGGCUUUACGGCAUCGGAUCGCCUGCCUAAAACUCUGCUGGACCCCAAAACCGGUCCCUCCUAUGAUGUGGCUAAGACCGCAUGGCAGGAUGCCAUCGGGACAACCAAGACAAGGUGGGAAUGGGUGGAAGAAAGGGUCCCACAAGAUAAGCUUAUUGAGACCGGUGGUCACUAUCCCGGUAUUCCAAGUCUUAUCCUGGAGCCACAGACGCCAGGAGAGGACGGCCUGGUUUCAAGGCCCGAGCUGGAGAUCAUGGGUCUGUCCAUGGUCGGUGGCGGGCGAGUGUUCGGUGCUGCCCAUGUUUACGACUUCCCAUGGGCCUCACUAGGCAAGGCUCUGCUCGUUGACGUCGGUGGUGGUGUUGGUGGAUUUCCGCUCCAGCUAAGCAAAGUCUACCCCGAUCUUCGUUUUGUGGUCCAAGAUCGGGGUCCAGUGGUUAAGCAGGGCCUGGAACGUGUCUGGCCAAAGGAGAAUCCCUCAGCUUUGGAAGCUGGACGGGUCCAAUUCUUGGAGCACAGCUUCUUCAACAAGAAUCCCGUCGAGGGAGCCGACGUUUACUACCUCCGAUAUGUCCUCCACGAUUGGUCUGACGAGUACUGCGUUAAUAUCUUGUCCCGCAUCCGCGAAAGCAUGGCCCCACAUUCCCGCUUGUUGAUCUGUGAACAAGUGAUGAACACUACCACGGGCGAUCCGGACUUGACCUCUGCACCAGCUCCUCUCCCGGCAAAUUACGGUUACCACGCGCGUUUCAGCCAUAGCCGGGACUUGACAAUGAUGGCAUGUAUCAAUGGCAUUGAGAGAACUCUAGAGGAAUUCAAAACACUUCUCAAGAGUGCUGGAUUGACGUUAAAGCGUAUUUGGGAGUGCAGAAGUCAAGUUUCGCUGUUAGAGGCUGUCUUGCCAGAAGCUAUGAGCCAGGAUUCUUGA